Molecule: messenger RNA, 772 nt
Organism: Rubroshorea leprosula
Lineage: Eukaryota; Viridiplantae; Streptophyta; Magnoliopsida; Malvales; Dipterocarpaceae
Source: the annotation of a GenBank genome assembly
UGAAGCACAUUGGGUGAUACUUAAAAUAUUAUCAUGUGUCAAGUAUUUUAAAUUUUUUAUGAGCAUUAUUUCUCAAAUUUGGUACACUUUAUCUAUCAAUUUAACUAACAAAAUAUUGGCCCAAAAUAAAAGUGGAAAUAGGUUAAGGAUUAUUAUGAGAAAUUAUCAUUUUCCCUAACCUUAAUUAGUUAGCAUCUCAAAUCAUCUUCUGAAUUAUUGACGCUGGAGAGUCCCAUUCUACCAACAAAAAUUAAGCAAAAGCCUAGUUUUAGUCCUUCACUAAGUUUGAAGGCUUUAACCCCUCAUAUUAUAUUAUGAUACUUUUAACCACUCACCUAACUAGAUUCAUAGACCGCCGAGGUUGUGGGCGAGGAGGAUCACCUUUUCGUGCUCCGGUAGACCAGCGAUGAGCUCCGUCAGCAGCCGGAAGUAAUUGGAGACCGAUCGCAGAAGGAUCGCUUACUGUGGAUCAACCCAAAGGCUGCAGAGUCUACGACGGUGAGGGUGAUGUCUGGCCCCGCCACCAAUUUUAGCACCGGCACAGCACCAGCUUGUACCAGGACCAGGCGCCACGGCACGAUCCGCGGACCAGCACAAAGUGCUCGCUCGGAAUUGGCUUUGAUUAAGUCCCAAGUACAACAGAAUUAAGGUAUACUGAAAUUGAAACUAAGAUCAUAAGCUUCAGCUCUCAUACAAGAUCUUCUGUCAGAUUCCAUUAUUUAUCACUUACAUGAUGAAGCUUUUUUAUCUUUAAAAAAGUAUUGUGCAGUUC